AUGAAGGUCCAUUGUCAAGCCUAUGAACAGGGCAGGAUUUCGCUUGAGACGUGGCUUCGAGACCAGAAACUAGGAAUGUGGCAGUCAAAGCCAGAAGAAGUGUCAAUAGAAGCGGAAAUGGCAAGUCGGCUCGAAUCAGCCGAUGAAGAGGUUAUCAUAGCAUCAGAAGAGCUCAGCUCAACACAGUCGUCCGAGCCCAUAUCGAGACGUCGGUUGGCAUUUAGACCACCGCCUGAACCUCGUCCUCUCAGUAUGGCGUCCAAUCGUCCUGAUACCACGUCUAACGAAUGUGCACCGGGCGCUGGACCAUCUAAACCAACUACCGCUUCAUCAUUCAGUGAGGAGGAACGCCUGCCGCGAAAGUCCAAAACCUGGAGCCAUGACGAGAUAAUGGUAUUUUACGAAGGGCUGAAACAGUGCGGAAAGGAUUUUGAUGGUGUGAUGCGUAUAAUGGCCAAGCGAAAAGUUGAAAAGAAUAAAGAGCAGACGAAAAAUUACUAUUUCAACCUAUUGAAACACGUUAAGCAAUCAAUCUCUUUGGAUGAAGAUUCCAUGGGGGACAUUGGACGUGAUGCGAAGGAAUUGUUCAUCACUAUAAAUGCUUGCGAAUGGAGACGACGAACUCAUACUAAUCAGUAUAUCCCGGAGCGAAUGAAAGAACUGAUUUUUCAUGGUUGUACGACUAUUCCUAUACGCGAUAAAUCGAAGAAGAAAAGUGUACCUGUGAAGAUCAAGACUCCGCCCUGUCCGUCCCUGCUGAAGUUUUUCUACAGCAAUCAGCUCGAUAAGUUUCCCUCCGAAAUCAUCGUCUCACUGAAGCCGAUGACGUACGCUGAUGCUUCCUAUGUGGUCAGUUGCGAACAAAAUCCACUUAUUCGAAUCCGGCUGAACACAAACGACCGCAUUUCAAGGAUUUUUCAACUUUUGAAGCAUAAGUGGUCCUCAGCAUUGGACAGAUUAGAUGCGAAUGGAAGUCGAAGAUCAUCCGGUCCACGUCCCGAAGUUCGUCUAUUUGCUGGUAAAGAUACUGAAGUAGGAAGAGUAGUUCUAAACGCCACCGAGUUGGCACCGGCCGUAGGAUUGUCGUUAAACAAGCUGAGGAAGGAACGGGAGGACCGCGAAGCACUGAAGUCCAAGCGAUCUCGGAAUGCACAAGUGAACACUGAGCCUUCCUAUACGGUGUCAAUAUCGCACAAUUUCGUCCUGAACGAAGAUAUCAUGAAGGAUGGGUUGUGUGAGGAGAAUGUUCGUGACGCAAUAGUAGCCGAGAUCUAUUGCUUGUGUGGCAUGACUCCGAUUGUAGAACUGGUGUACAGUGUUCGAACCGCUCCAAGAUUACGAGAACCGUGUGGCGAAUUAUGGUAUCUUUACUGGAACGCGACUACGGCGAGGCGAUUCUCGAUACAGCAAGAAAACGACCUAUUGAUAGAGGAUCCGCCAUCAAAGAUGCGUCCGGUGAGAAACUCUCGGAACAAGCUAACACCACAAAGUAACGUUGGAUCUCCACUCAAUGUGAUACAAGAAGAGGCUCCACAAACACCAGUGGUGGUCCAGCCAGUACUUGUGGAAAGUUCUGUGUUCUGA
This is a messenger RNA of Ostertagia ostertagi, 1584 nucleotides long. NCBI's taxonomy places the organism in Eukaryota, Metazoa, Nematoda, Chromadorea, Rhabditida, Trichostrongylidae. The record is from the annotation of a GenBank genome assembly.